Fulvia fulva is the source of this 837-nucleotide messenger RNA. RefSeq lists its product as uncharacterized. Lineage: Eukaryota; Fungi; Ascomycota; Dothideomycetes; Mycosphaerellales; Mycosphaerellaceae. Bases 1 to 837 code for a protein of 278 amino acids. The record is from RefSeq and is a predicted model, not a curated record. The transcript is spliced from 2 exons.
AUGGUCGCGACACGAAACCACCCCCGCGACUUCGACCCAGCACCCGCCGACACUCCCCCUAAGCCCUCUCCAACAAAGCAUACAACGCGCACCGCCAAAGCAGCAUUGUCUUUCGACGAAGACUCCGCCUCCGCCCGAGCGACAUCACCGCCCGAUACCCCGACGCGCGCGACUCCAGCCCGCCGCUCAAGGUCCUCCACUUCAACAUGGACCCAUACACCUAGCCCUCGCGCCCUAGGUUGGCUCGCCCUCAGCCUGCCUCUCGUAAUCUGGGACACAAUCUACAUCCUCAACCGCCCCGCCACCAUGAAAGGCGGCUGGCUGCACUGGCCCAUGUACGUUCCCUACGAGCUGUACGCGGUUACGGACUACAUGUACGGUCUCCCUGCGUUGGAGCGGAACGAUGGAUGGCCGAGCGCGCAAGGGUUGAGUAAUGCGAUUGAGACGGCGUUGUAUUUGGCGUAUCUCUGGAUGGUCUACACAUAUGGAGAGCAGGAACCAAAGCAGGGCAGGGGAGCGCCGGAUAGAAGUCUUAUGGGUAGACUGAGGGGGUUGAGUAAAUCCCGGACGCUGGUGGGGAGGGAGGCGGCUGUGGCUGUUCUGAUCUGCUACACGACGGCGACUUUCACGUUUGGAAAGACGGUGCUUUAUUGGCUCAUUGAGUUCUUCUCCGGCUUCGAUUCGACUGGCCACAACACCGCGUUCAACUGGAUCACGCUCUUUGCUCUCCCGAAUCUUCCGUGGAUCUUCAUUCCGGGCUACAUUGCCUAUGUGCAAGGAGCUGAGAUCUUGCAAGGGCUGGAGACUGCUCCGGGGGUUACUAAGAAGGAGAGAUGA